Salvelinus namaycush (lake trout) is the source of this 624-nucleotide messenger RNA. RefSeq names its product eukaryotic translation initiation factor 3 subunit I-like. The transcript has 5 exons. Lineage: Eukaryota; Metazoa; Chordata; Actinopteri; Salmoniformes; Salmonidae. The record is from RefSeq and is a predicted model, not a curated record. Gene Ontology annotation, biological process: cytoplasmic translational initiation. Gene Ontology annotation, molecular function: translation initiation factor activity; protein binding; RNA binding. Gene Ontology annotation, cellular component: eukaryotic translation initiation factor 3 complex, eIF3m. Bases 1 to 624 code for a protein of 207 amino acids.
AUGUUGAACACCAGCUCGGCUGUGAGGACCUGUGGCUUUGACUUCAGUGGCAACAUCAUCAUGUUCUCUACAGACAAGCAGAUGGGCUACCAGUGUUUCCUCAACUACUUUGACCUCCGCGACCCCCAGCAGAUCGAGGACAACCAGCCGUACCUGACGGUGCCCUGUGCUGAGUCUAAGAUCACCAGUGCUGUUUGUGGGCCUCUGGGAGAGUUUGUUAUCGCUGGUCACGAGAACGGGGAGAUCAACCAGUUUAGCGCCAAGUCUGGAGAGGUGCUGAAGAAGGUGAAGGAGCACAACAAACAGAUCAACGACAUCCAGACCUCUGUUGAUCUGACCAUGGUCAUCACAGCCUCUAAAGACUGCUCCUCUAAGGUGGUGAUGGGAGGAGGUCAAGAGGCCAUGGAGGUCACCACCACCUCCACCAGGAUCGGCAAGUUCGAGGCCAGGUUCUUCCACGCAGCUUACGAAGAGGAGUUUGGCAGGGUCAAGGGUCACUUCGGACCCAUCAACUGUGUAGCUUUCCACCCGGACGGCAAGAGCUAUUCCAGUGGAGGAGAGGACGGUUACACGAGGAUCCAUCACUUUGACCCCCAGUACUUUGACUUUGAGCUGGAGGCGUAA